This is a messenger RNA of Magallana angulata, 1419 nucleotides long. RefSeq lists its product as uncharacterized. Gene Ontology annotation, molecular function: DNA binding. The transcript is spliced from 2 exons. Gene Ontology annotation, biological process: DNA recombination; DNA integration. Bases 1 to 1419 code for a protein of 472 amino acids. The record is from RefSeq and is a predicted model, not a curated record. Lineage: Eukaryota; Metazoa; Mollusca; Bivalvia; Ostreida; Ostreidae.
AUGGAUACGAUUUCAAUGGACGCCUUGGAGACUCUUACCCCAGAGGACAUUUCGAAGGCGAAAAUCCCCGUGGGCCAAAUGAAACUUUUACUUAAGGCAGUCCGCAACACGUUUCGUGCCGUGGACACACCAUCUCCUGUGGCCGCACAACAAACACCGAACACCAGUGCCGAGACCGCCGCCGCUACCUCGACCCCAAACGACCUCGCUACCGCGGUGAACUCGGAGACGUGUGACGACGCUUUCGUCCGCGUGGUGAUGGACCAGAUGAGGGCCAGCCAAGCAAACAUCGCCAAGUCCGUCGUACCAGAGCCCCUACGGAACCAGGAGCUGCCUCCAGAAAUUCAAGUAAAUACCCCUGCCCUAUGCCAUUUUCCGAAUUUCUACUACAUAUGUCACCAGCCUCACUGUCAUUUCUUUUGUCUAGGCACCUCACCGGAAUCUCAAACCCACUCUCUGGAUUCUAGGGUUGUGCACCUGAGGACUAAUGCCUAUGCAGCUUCCACACGUCGUACUUACCUAACAUAUUUACACUCCUUUCUUAAGUUUUGCUCAGACAAUAAUAUUGCACCUGUGCCAAUUUCCUCGGCUAAUCUUGGUAGAUAUAUUGCUCAUUUAUCUCUAAAGUUGUCCUUUAGUUCAUUACGGAAUUACCUGUCAGUUGUUAGAAUUCUGCAUUUAGAAGCAGGAAAACCCAACCCCCUUGAUUCCUAUUACAUUUCAAGCAUUUUAAAAGGGGCCCGGCGGGUGUUAGGGGAAGUCUCCAAACCCAAGUUACCUAUUACAAUUGACAUACUUAAGCAAGUGUUUUCCUGCAUUGACUUGUCUUCCCCGCAUGACAUUUGUUUUUGGGCAGCUUUUCUAGUAGCAUUUUUCUCAUUUUUUAGAAAGUCAAAUCUUUUAGCCCCAUCAUGGGGUCACUUUGACCCUAACAAACACCUGUGUCGUUCCAAUAUCAAGUUUGGUGGUGAUGGGGUUAUCAUUACUGUCCACUGGUCUAAAACCAUUCAGUACAGUCAAAGAUCCUUAGAAAUUCCCCUACCCCUGAUUCCUAAUUCUCCAUUCUGCCCGAGCACAGCCUUAAUGCUGCUGUUUAAAUCUACACCCUGCUCUAUUCAAUCAGUGCCAGCUUUUAUAUUUAGGCAACAAAGUUCUACCAAAUUAAUGACACAUGAUAUUUUUGUUUCACGACUUAGAUUUUUUUUGCACAAACUGGGUUACAACCCUAGUCGUUACUCUGCUCAUAGCUUCAGGAGAGGUGGGGCAUCCUUUGCCUUACAGUGUGGACUGCCUCCUGAUUUAAUUCAAACUCAAGGGGACUGGCGUAGUGAUGUUUAUAAAACCUACCUUGACCCCUCUCUCUCCUUCCGACAACAAGUAGCAACCACCUUAGGACAAGCAAUAGGCAAAGUACUGUAG